AUGGCGACCGCUAUCCAUAUUGAACGCGUGCCACCACCAGACCUCCAUCUACCUCUCUCACCAAACACUGUCAAUGUGCGAAUAAUCGACACAACAACAUCGAUGCUUUGCAAAGCAGACUAUUUCUUAUCUCCUACUAUCGGCAACUUACACGAGCUCUAUUGCAAUGCAUUCGCCUUUCUAGUUGAAAACCCACGCACUGGGCAGAAGCUAGUAUUUGACUUGGGCGUUAGAAAGGAUUGGGAAAAUCUGGCGACGCCCAUGGUGGAAAGAUUGCUUGCGCAGGGCUUCCGGAUUAAUGUUGAAAAGGGUGUUUCGGAGAUUUUGCAGGAGGAGCAUGUUGCACUAGAGGAUAUAGAUGCGAUAAUUUGGAGCCAUUGGCACUUUGACCACAUCGGUGAUCCUUCCACAUUCCCAGAAACCACCAGCUUGGUCGUUGGCCCAGGGACAUUGGCAGCAAAGCUGCCUCCAUGGCCUGAGAAUCUAGCUAGUACUUUGACUGCGAGUGACAUUCGAGGAAGAGAGGUUCGCGAGAUAUCAUCAGCCGAAUUCACACUGAAAAUUGGUCGUUUCCGAGCACUAGACUAUUUCAAUGACGGCUCGUUUUACCUCCUGGACGUACCAGGUCACGCUAUCGGCCAUAUCUGUGGGCUAGCCCGCACUACAGAGAAUUCCUUCAUCCUCAUGGGCGCAGACACUUGCCAUCAUGGUGGCCAGUAUCGGCCCUCCCCGUAUGUACCGCUGCCAGAGAGCAUUAAGCCUCAUCCUCGCGGUGAUAGUGUGACGGCAGGUCCUAACGAAACAUGCCCCUGCUCUAUUUUUGAGGAGCUUCAUCCAAAUCCAGCAGAGUAUCGAACGCAGCAGUUCUAUAGUAUCCGAGUGAGAGAGGAUGGAGGUAGUGUUGCAUUUAACGUGCAAGAUGCAAAAGACAGCAUAGCAGGUCUACAGGAAUUUGAUGCCGCAGAUAAUGUUCUUGUUGUAUGUGCACACGAUGCUUCUCUGAAGGGUAUCAUUGAUGUUUUCCCGCAGUAUGCGAAUGCAUGGAAAGAUGGCGAGUGGAAGGAAAAGGGGCGAUGGAGGUUCCUAGGGGAUUGGGAGAUCCCAGACCAUAAAGUAUAA
This is a messenger RNA of Talaromyces stipitatus ATCC 10500, 1119 nucleotides long. RefSeq lists its product as uncharacterized. NCBI's taxonomy places the organism in Eukaryota, Fungi, Ascomycota, Eurotiomycetes, Eurotiales, Trichocomaceae. The record is from RefSeq and is a predicted model, not a curated record. The coding region runs from base 1 to 1119 and encodes 372 amino acids. The transcript is spliced from 2 exons.